AUGAAGAGUACUGCCAGGCCUUGGAGUGCAGUGGCAAAGCAAGGGAGUCAUGGGAUUGACCGAGGAAAACCACUUUCCACCACCUCAACAGGAAUGAAGACAUCCAAGUCCUCGACUUCACUUGCCUUUGAGUCUCGUCUCAGCAAGCUGAAGAGGGCAAGCAGUGAUGACAUGCUCACCAAACCAGGGGUGGCGGCAGCUUCUGGAGUCUCUAGACUGAAGAAGACCAUUACAACAGGAGCAAUUUCUGAGCUUGCUGAGAAUCGACUGAAGCCCAGCACAGGAACAGUUUCAGCUGCAAAGCGCACAGGGAUUCCAGCACCCCGGGAAAUAUCAUCAUCUGUAUCCAGAGAGAGAGCUGUACUGCGUGGUCAAACCAAUACUAGGAAAACACAACCCAGCCCCACCUCUUCUGGUACACCGACUCCUACCAAACACGUGCGCCCCGCUAGCAAGUCCAAGCAAGAGAAUGAAACUGGUGACAAGGCUGUUCUGGAAUCUCAGGUUAAAGAACUCCUGGCAGAAGCAAAAACGAAAGAUUCUGAAAUAACCAAACUCCGUUGUGAAUUGAAGAAAUGCAAAGAGAAAGGGUCACUUAAUGCUCAAGGAAUGGGUGCUUCCAACCAAAAUUCAGAACCAGUAUCACCUGUUGACAUAGAUCCAUUAAUACGGACCCUUCAGGAAAAAAACAGGACUUUUCAAAAAGAGCUUGCUAGCCUGGGAGAAGAAAAUCGUGUUUUGAAAGAGAAAUUGCUUUAUCUAGAGAACUCUCCUCUCUCAGACACAACAACAAGCAGUGGAGGUGACAGCAGCCUCCCAACCCCAACUACCCAAGAAUCCAGUUUUGGAAGCCCAUCAAAAAACACGUCGAGAACUGAAAUGGAUGAGCACAGGCAGCAUGUGAACGGGGGCACACUGCGCAAUUCAGGUUCUUCCAGCAGUGAUGUAACUAAAGCUUCCUUGUCACCUGAUGCAUCUGAUUUUGAGCAUAUAGCAGAUGUACCUUCCAGGCCAACAUCCUCCAACAGCAACCACUUCAAAGGUUCCAAAUGCUCCACUACAGGAAGUUCUCCAAACAAUAUUAGUGACCUAUCUGUUGCAUCUCUUACAGAGAGAAUACAAAAAAUGGAGGAGAAUCACCACAGCACAGCAGAAGAAUUACAAGCCACUUUGCAGGAGCUGUCGGAUCAACAGCAAAUGGUGCAGGAGCUGACAACAGAAAACGAGAAGCUAGUGGAAGAGAAAGCUCUCCUUGAGACUUCCUUUCGUCAACAUAGAGAUAGAGCAGAACAGCUGAGCCAAGAAAAUGAGAAGCUAAUGACUCUCCUCCAAGAGCGAUCCAAGAAUGAAGAAAGCAGAGCUCAGGAGGGGAAGCUCCUUGAACUGGAACAGAAAUGUGCAGAAGUUCUUGAAAAAGCACAAUUUGAAAGAGAGAAAUUGCUCAACAUUCAGCAACAGUUAACCAGCAGCCUACGAAGCUUAGAAAGGGAGCAUCAAGAUGCCCAGCAGGUGAUUAAAAGCCUGAGAGAAGAAAAUGAGAAACUGCUUAAGCUUCUAGAAGUGGAACAGCAGAGCAACAGCACAGUGACAAAAACUCUGGAGGACUGUAAAAUUGCCUUAGAAGGUCUAAAAAUUGAGAAUGGCUCUCUCAAAACUCAGUUAGAGAGUGAGAAACAAAAGGCCGCAGAAAUCAAUGCGAUGGGAUGCACUACUGACAACUCUGAGGUGCAAGAGAUGCUGAAAGUAGCCCAUGCAGAGAAGGAUCAGUUAGAAGCAUCUUGCACUGAGCUCAAACAAGAGCUGCUGAAGGCAAACAGUGAACUGAAGCACAUUCAGGGUCUGCUAUCUAAGGCUGAGAAUGAGUGUGGUCAGCUGAAGGAGAUGUGUGACCGGCAGGCUGAGCAGCUUAGCAGAACCAGCCAGAAGCUGCAGGAAAAAACAUCAGAGAACGAAGCAGAUAUAAAGAACCUGAAAGAGACUAUUUUCGAGUUGGAGGACCAGGUGGAACAACAUCGUGCUAUAAAACUUCACAAUAACCAGCUCAUCAGUGACUUAGAAAGUAAAGCAAUGAAGCUGGAAGAACAAAAACAAGAUACAGAGAGGCAGCUGAAGGCUCUGACUAAGCAAAUGAAGGAAGAUACAGAAGAGUGGAGGCGUUUUCAAGCUGAUCUGCAGACUGCGGUGGUUGUAGCCAAUGAUAUUAAGUGUGAAGCCCAGCAGGAGCUCCGUGUGGUAAAAAGGAAGCUUCAGGAGGAGGAGGAGAAGAGUGCCAGACUGCAGAAGGAGCUGGAUGAAGUGAAGGGCAGCAACAGGUUAGUUACAUACAAAGGCCAAGAUUUGAUUUCUGUGACUGCUAACGUGCAUGCAAACAGUGCUUUGUCAAUAACUAUUCAUUGGCUUGGAUGUGGAGUAACAGUCCAGCUUUAUGUUGCACAUAUCUGCUCACCGUUUUCUAUUCAGGAGUUUCCAGAGCAGCUAGCUGUACGGCUGACAGCUGAAGAGGUAGAAUCCCUAGAGGCAGAUACAACCAACCGCUGGCAAGGAGUCUGCAUUAGUAGAGCGUCUCCCACACCGUCAGAAUCUGCAGCCACUGUGAAGUCACUGAUAAAAUCAUUUGACUUAGGAUGCUCAGGUAGCACUGGACAAAAUAUCACGGUUCACAAGGUCCCCAGGAGCCCUCUAAGUGGAAUUCCAGUGAGGACAGCCCCAGCAGCUGCUGUUUCCCCCAUGCAGAGACAUUCUGUUUAUAAUAAUGCCAAGCCAGCCAGCAAAGGCAUUGCCAGACACACAGAUCUCUCAGACCUUCCUCUUGCAGAUCUUCUGAAGGGGAGAAAUGAAGAGCUGAAACCAGACCAUUACCUCCGUAAAAGCCCCUCCCUGGAAUCCCUGAGCAAACCCCCUAUGGCCUUCAGCAGCAGAAUGCUUGCCUCUACCCCCAGCAGCUUGAAACCCCAAAGCAAGCUCAGUGUGGAGAGAAAGGACCCACUGGCAGCCCUGGCUCGGGAGUAUGGUGGUUCGAAGAGGAAUGCUCUGUUGAAAUGGUGCCAAAAGAAGACCGAAGGUUACCAGAAUAUUGAUAUUACCAACUUCAGCAGCAGCUGGAGUGAUGGGCUUGCCUUCUGCGCUCUGCUGCACACGUAUUUGCCUGCACAUAUUCCUUACCAGGAGCUCAACAGCCAGGAUAAAAAGAGAAAUCUGCUAUUAGCAUUUCAAGCUGCUGAAAGUGUAGGCAUCAAACCCAGCCUGGAACUCAGUGAGAUGAUGUACACAGACCGGCCAGACUGGCAGAGUGUGAUGCAGUACGUCGCCCAGAUUUACAAGUACUUUGAGACCUGAGAUGCAGAGCAAGAGGUGGACAGAAGUGGGGAAGAGAACAAAGAAUGCUACAGAUGCACUCGAUCACUUUAAAAAUCCACUUGCUCCUCUUCCACAACCAACCUAAGCUCUUAGUUUGAAAGAAAGCUCUUCCAUAAUUUUGAUUACAUCUGGGACUCCAACCAAAUAAAUAUCCAUUGUCCAUCUAUACAAACCAAAUUCAUCUGGAAUUUUAUUCCCAGGUGGAAAUUGCAAAGCGUUUUUGAACACACGUGGGAUAUUUCU
This is a messenger RNA of Charadrius vociferus (killdeer), 3600 nucleotides long. RefSeq names its product sperm antigen with calponin homology and coiled-coil domains 1 (gene SPECC1). The transcript is spliced from 15 exons. Lineage: Eukaryota; Metazoa; Chordata; Aves; Charadriiformes; Charadriidae. Gene Ontology annotation, cellular component: filamentous actin; microtubule organizing center. The record is from RefSeq and is a predicted model, not a curated record. Gene Ontology annotation, molecular function: protein binding. The coding region runs from base 1 to 3336 and encodes 1111 amino acids. Gene Ontology annotation, biological process: actin cytoskeleton organization.